ACGCCGGUCUCUGCAGACGUUUGACUGGCAACUGUGUCCUAGCCAAUUGUUGUUUUAAACUUUUUAAAUGAUUUUAAUAUAUUAAAAGUAUCAAGUAUUAUGUCAUUAAAGAGUUUGUUUUUGUUAUUUCAAAAACAAUACAGGUUUUGCAGUACCAAAUGUAAAGUUGGUUUUCCGGACGGAAUUACUCCUGCACUCAGGCCAAAGAAACCUAAAUCGAGCAGUGAUAAUAAACAAAAUUAUUUUUCGGAUAUUAAGUCUGUUAGAGCUGUUGGAGGAAAAGGUGGAAAUGGGUGUAUAUCAUUUUUGCAAUUAUGGUGCAAUGAGCGUGCUGGGCCAGAUGGUGGUGAUGGUGGAAAUGGUGGUCAUGUUAUUUUCAAGUCAUCUAAAGAUGUAAGAAAUUUAAAUCAUUUAUAUAGCACAAUUCGAGGAGACGAUGGACAAUGUGGAAGUCCUAAAGAAUGUCAUGGAAAAAAUGCAAAACACACUAUAGUUAAAGUUCCUAUUGGCACUAUUGUGCGGAAUAAAAAUGGAGUUAUAAUUGGAGACUUAGACCGAGAAAACAUGAUGUUUGUAGCUUCAAGAGGUGGAGCUGGAGGAAAAGGAAAUCGAUUUUUUACCACAGAUAAAGAAAACAGCCCAAAAGUUUGUGAGCAUGGUCCACCAGGUGAAGACCUAAUGUAUAUAUUGGAAAUGCGCAGCAUGGCAGAUAUUGGAAUAGUUGGAUUUCCCAAUGCUGGUAAAAGUACCCUUAUAAAUGCAAUAACUCGAACCCGCUCCAAAGUUGCGCCUUAUGCAUUUACAACUAUACACCCACAAAUAGGGAUUGUUCAGUAUGCAGAUCACUUUCAAUUGGCCGUUGCGGAUUUACCUGGUAUCAUUCCCGGAUCUCACCGCAAUAAGGGUCUAGGGUUGCAGUUCCUUAAACACGUAGAGAGAUGUUCGUCUUUGAUAUAUCUAUUGGAUGCAAGUGCAGAAAGCCCUUGGAUGCAUUAUGAAAACUUAAAUUUCGAAAUGUCCAGUUUUAAUAAAAAAUUGACAACAUAUCCAAAAAUAAUUGUUGCAAACAAAAUUGAUAGACCCGAAGCCAUUAAAAAUAUAUCAGAAUUAAAAAGAAGAAUAGAUGAACCUGUUAUCGGCAUUAGCGCCAAAGACGGUACAAAUUUAGAAAGUCUUCUUUAUUUAAUGCGACUUACAUAUGAAAAUUACAAUUCACAUCACUAAAAAUGCAUUCGGAAUAAAAAUAACUGAUUGCCAAGUAUUUCAAAAAUUAUGAAAUUUUAUAGUUAGCGCUAGGUUUCUAGAUAUCGGUCCACAGAAAUCUUACUCUCGUUUAAAUAUAACUGGACAUUUCAGAAUAACAAGUCUGUCAUUCGACGAAGUUAAAAAUUGGUAUAUCCUUAAGUUCUAUUUGUCCAAAUAAAAUUCAACAUUGUCUUCUGUAAAAGA
This is a messenger RNA of Lucilia cuprina (Australian sheep blowfly), 1449 nucleotides long. Its product is annotated as mitochondrial ribosome-associated GTPase 2. Gene Ontology annotation, cellular component: mitochondrion. The record is from RefSeq and is a predicted model, not a curated record. NCBI's taxonomy places the organism in Eukaryota, Metazoa, Arthropoda, Insecta, Diptera, Calliphoridae. The transcript is spliced from 2 exons. Bases 100 to 1224 code for a protein of 374 amino acids. Gene Ontology annotation, molecular function: GTPase activity; magnesium ion binding; GTP binding.